Naegleria fowleri is the source of this 405-nucleotide messenger RNA. RefSeq lists its product as uncharacterized. The record is from RefSeq and is a predicted model, not a curated record. NCBI's taxonomy places the organism in Eukaryota, Heterolobosea, Eutetramitea, Acrasida, Naegleriidae. The transcript has a single exon. Bases 1 to 405 code for a protein of 134 amino acids.
AUGUCUCAAAACACCUCAUCAAUGAAUUCAACUUCUUCUCUCGACAAACAAUUACUCGAGAAGAAGAUGAAUUUUGUGGAACGGUUUUAUUGGAGUGAGGAUGAUCCCGAAAUUGAAAAACAAAUUGCGGAAGCAUGUAAACCCAAAAUGGAACAAUUUCAACAGUGUGUUCAACAAAAGAGUUAUAAUCGGUGUAUCAUUCCCGAACGAAGAGAUUAUCAACGUUGCUUAUUUGAAGAAAAACUAAAACUAAAAGAGAAGGAUCAUUCAUUACUGCAACGAAUGGUUUUAAAAGCAGAGUUUUAUAGAGGAAAUGCUGGAGAUAUUCCAUCGGAUUAUAUUGAGCAGAGGUUUGAAGAGGAUAGAAGAAGGGAAAGAGGAGAAUUAACAGAUGACGAAGAUUAA